Molecule: messenger RNA, 570 nt
Organism: Dromiciops gliroides (monito del monte)
Lineage: Eukaryota; Metazoa; Chordata; Mammalia; Microbiotheria; Microbiotheriidae
Product: ganglioside GM2 activator-like
Exons: 3
Coding region: 1-570 (189 amino acids)
Biological process (GO): lipid transport; ganglioside catabolic process
Cellular component (GO): cytoplasmic side of plasma membrane
Molecular function (GO): enzyme activator activity; lipid carrier activity
Source: RefSeq, a predicted model, not a curated record
AUGAAGCCCCUUUCUCUAGGUGUGGUUUUGGUCAUGUCUCUGUCAUGGCCUGCUCCUGCUGACAAAGAUUCAUUCUGUUUGGACAAGGUCAGUGAUUUCUUAUGGCAAAACUGUGAUUAUGGUCAUGACCCAGUAUUGUUCAGCAGCCUGGAGGUAGAACCAGUUCCAAGCUGCACCCUUGGAAAAGCAACUAUUUGCAUGGAGACCAAGACAACUGUACCUCUCACUUCUGUGAAGGCAGUGGUAACUGGAGAAAAAAGUGGCUUCUGGUUGCAAAUCCCCUGUUUGAAAAAUAUUGGAAGCUGCACCUAUAGAGAUAUAUGUGAGACAAUUGACUCCUUCAUCCCACCUGGGGAGCCUUGCCCCAAGUCUCUCCAUACCUUUGGCCUGCCUUGCUACUGCCCCUUUAAGAAGGGGACCUACUCCCUGCCCAAGACCAGAUUCCAAAUACCUCCCAUGAAGAUGCUGCCUUCUCUCAGCAGUGGCAACUACUAUGCUCAGAUCAUUCUAAGCAAUGAUAAUACACAUCUGAGCUGUUUCAAGAUCAAUGUCUCUCUCAUGGAGAAAUGA